GAAAGAUGAACUAAGCAACAGAUAAUAAACCCACAGGAAACAACUCUUCGUCUUCUCUCUCUCCACGCGACCCCAACCGUAAACGUAUUUGGGGCUGCAAGCUGCUUCUUUGCUCCUCGAAUCCAUGGCGUCUCUGUAAUCAGCGGAGCUCCGAAUUCCGAAAACGGAAAAGAAGUUUAUGCUUCGGAUAAAUAGAGUAGGAUACAUUUUCUGGUCUCAUGGCGGCAGCUCUUCUCUCAAACCCUACCCUGUCUUCGUCUUUCCUUGGCCAGCGACUCUCAAUUCGAGGCAAUUUGAGAAAAAUUACGCCUUGCUGCUUGGGUUUUAGGAGCGCCAGGUGUGCGGCGGAUGCCCCAUAUGAAGGUAGCCUCACAAAAUUCCCUAGAUUGAAUGUCUGGGAUCCUUAUAAGCGCCUGGGUAUAACUACUGAUGCUUCUGAGGAAGAAGUUUGGAGUGCUCGGAACUUUUUGUUAACCCAAUAUGCUGGCCACGAGAGAAGUGCUGAAUCAAUAGAAGCUGCUUUCGAGAAAUUACUCAUGACCAGCUUCAGAAAUAGGAAGAAAACAAAGAUUAACCUGAAAACCAGGCUCCAGAAAAAGGUUGAGGAAUCCCCACCAUGGGUUAAGAACUUGCUCAGUUUUGUGGAGGUUCCUCCUACUGUGAUCAUUCUCAGACGGUUAUUCCUAUUUGGUUUCAUGGCUUGCUGGAGCGUGAUGAACUCUGCUGAAGCUGGACCUGCUUUCCAGGUGGCAUUAUCUCUUGCAGCUUGCAUAUACUUCCUCAAUGACAAGAACAAAAGCUUGCCUAGAGCUGCCAUUAUUGGAUUUGGAGCUCUCGUGGUCGGUUGGAUUUGUGGUUCUUUCUUGGUUCCACUCAUUCCAUCAACUUUAUUGCAGCCUACUUGGACUCUUGAACUUCUUACAUCCUUGGUUGCAUACAUUUUCUUGUUUUUAGCCUGUACUUUCCUCAAGUGAAACCCAAAAUAGCUGAAAUUGUAUCAUCCUUGUGCAAUUUAGAAAUUGCAAAAGAUGGUUUAGAAAUUCCAUUUUUGCUUGAAUCGGGAUACCAUUGUUUUUAUCUAUGUACACUCCAUCUCUAACAAAACACUAUUGGUCAUUAUACAUGUAAUCUUAGAUAGUCUUUUCUUUA
Messenger RNA from Sesamum indicum (sesame), 1149 nucleotides. RefSeq names its product cell growth defect factor-like protein (DUF3353) (gene CDF1). The record is from RefSeq and is a predicted model, not a curated record. NCBI's taxonomy places the organism in Eukaryota, Viridiplantae, Streptophyta, Magnoliopsida, Lamiales, Pedaliaceae. Gene Ontology annotation, cellular component: chloroplast membrane.